This is a messenger RNA of Closterium sp. NIES-65, 603 nucleotides long. The record is from the annotation of a GenBank genome assembly. Lineage: Eukaryota; Viridiplantae; Streptophyta; Zygnematophyceae; Desmidiales; Closteriaceae.
AUGGGGGAGUUGACCAGUUCACUCCUGCGAGUAGCUGCGUCGGGUCAGGUGUUUGCUGCAGUGUCCAAGUCUGGUCCUGAGUCUGCCCCCUGCUCGUGUCACCUCCUGUCCCACCAGACCCUCCUCUGGCACCACCGCCUUGGUCACCCCUCCCUGCCUCGUCUCCGAGGCAUGGCCUCCCGUUACCUUGUCUCUGGUCUUCCCCGGUCCCUCCCUCCCCUUCCUCCGGGGCCUGCCCCUACCUGCGUUCCCUGCGUCGAGGGGCGGCAGCGCGCCGCUCCUCACUCCUCCGAGUUUCCGCCGACAGAGGCUCCGCUGCAAACUCUUCAAAAGGACGUGUGGGGCCCAGCCCGCAUCCGUGGACAGGGUCACGAGCGUUACUUCCUCUUGGUGGUUGACGACUCGCGAUACACCGCAGUCUUCCCCUUGCGCACCAAGGGUGAGGUCACCGGGGUGUUGAUCGACUGGAUCCGCGCUGCUCGUCUCCAGCUCAUGGAGAGUUUCGGCUCGGACUUUCCUGUUCUGCUUCUGCACACUGACAGAGGUGGAGAGUUUUCCUCUGACCUUUUGCGGGCCUUCCGUCGUGCACGGGGCAUCCGCUAG